This is a messenger RNA of Neltuma alba, 1523 nucleotides long. Its product is annotated as serine/threonine-protein kinase 16-like. The transcript is spliced from 6 exons. Gene Ontology annotation, cellular component: cytoplasm. Lineage: Eukaryota; Viridiplantae; Streptophyta; Magnoliopsida; Fabales; Fabaceae. Gene Ontology annotation, molecular function: ATP binding; protein serine/threonine kinase activity. The record is from RefSeq and is a predicted model, not a curated record. The coding region runs from base 275 to 1315 and encodes 346 amino acids. Gene Ontology annotation, biological process: protein phosphorylation.
CGAAGAUCAAACGUGUUUGGUCAAGAAUUGAGCGAUCCAAGAAUGAAUGAAAGUCGUAAGAAACCCGACAACAAAAGGAAGGAAGCGAAUUGUUAAAGAUUUUUGUUUUUUAAAAAGAAAAAAGGUCGCCUACACACACAAUUGACGUGAAAUGGUCUCUUUAGAACACCUGAUUUCAUUUGGUUUUCACAGGCACGUUCAAGGCAGGGAUUCCUAGAGCGAGAGUAAGAAACCACAGUAGAAUUAGAGGAGGAGGAGGAGGAAGAAGAAGAAGAUGGGGUGCUCGUUUUCUGGGCUGAAUGCAUUGUAUGACAACGUAAACGGGGACACCGAUGUGUGGAUCAACGAGAACCGAUUCCGCAUCGUGAGGCAGCUCGGCGAAGGUGGCUUUUCCUACGUCUAUUUGGUCAAGGAGGUGGUCACGGACUCCUCUCCCGCAUUAGCUGGCGGUGGUCUCUCUAAGAAGCUCAAAGACUCUUCCCAUGUCUCCGAUGAUGGAACUUAUGCUAUGAAAAAGGUCCUCAUUCAAAACAAUGAACAGCUGGAGUUGGUGAAGGAGGAGAUCCGUGUUUCAUCCCUCUUCAGCCAUCCUAAUUUGCUUCCACUUCUUGACCACGCAAUCAUUUCUGUUAAGCCAACCAAAGAAACAUCUUGGAACCAUGAAGCAUACUUGCUAUUUCCCGUUCAUUUAGAUGGAACAUUGCUUGACAUUGCCCAAACUAUGAAAACCAAGAAAGAGUUCUUUUCCACGUCAGAUGUGCUUCACAUUUUUCAACAGCUUGCUGCAGGACUCAAGCACAUGCACAAUAUGGAUCCUCCGCAUGCACAUAAUGAUGUCAAACCUGGUAAUGUGGUAAUAACACGCAGAAAAGGGCAACCACCUCUUGCCAUACUCAUGGAUUUUGGUAGUACUCGACCUGCCAGACGGCAAAUUCGCUCCCGAUCAGAGGCACUACAGUUGCAGGAAUGGGCAGCUGAACAUUGCUCUGCUCCUUUCCGAGCUCCUGAGCUAUGGGAUUGCCCAAGCCAUGCUGAUAUAGAUGAGAGGAAUGAUGUUUGGUCACUAGGAUGCACGCUGUAUGCAAUAAUGUAUGGGGUAUCUCCGUUUGAAUAUGCACUCGGAGAAUCCGGAGGAAGCCUGCAACUGGCUAUUAUAAAUGCUCAAAUCAAAUGGCCGGCUGGACCCAAGUCUCCAUAUCCUGAUGCUCUUCAUCAGUUUGUGACAUGGAUGCUUCAACCCCAGGCUGCUGUGCGGCCCCGAAUAGACGAUGUCGUUAUCCAUGUGGAAAAAUUGAUCGCCAAAUUUUCUCAUUGAGUUAAUGUUGGAGGGAACAGAAAGCUGUUUCGAAGAUUUUGUUCCCUUGGUCGAUUUAAAUUGAUGAGCCCCUUUUUUCGGUGGUAGUGUAGGCAGUUGAGCGUUGAAUUCAUCAGCACAUUCUUUAUCAGAUGGCCAAUAUCCCUUCCUGUGUCUGAUUAAAGCACAUAAAUGGCAUUUGAAUUUAUCUAUUGAUGUUGCUUCAUUA